Blastocystis hominis is the source of this 909-nucleotide messenger RNA. RefSeq lists its product as hypothetical. The record is from RefSeq and is a predicted model, not a curated record. The coding region runs from base 1 to 909 and encodes 302 amino acids. Gene Ontology annotation, molecular function: metal ion binding. NCBI's taxonomy places the organism in Eukaryota, Bigyra, Opalinata, Blastocystidae. The transcript has 2 exons.
AUGAACCAUCACCACAGUGGUCCUAAUCAGUUCUCUAGUUUUUCGCCCUCUCGGGAAGACUUGGGAGUUGAUAACUAUUGCUAUGCUGUAUCUGAAAACAUCGAUUUAGAAGGUAAUGUCGUUCCCGAGUGGUAUGCCCAUCAAUCUCACCGCUCCUUGGUUUUGGAACAUGAUCGGGUUCACGAGGACUUUUCUUCCCGAUAUCAUGAGAAUUCUCUUAACGACCGCAUCCCCCCCAAGGACAUGUACUAUCUCAACUACCCUGCCGCAUACGAAGAGGCGCACUAUCCCAAAGUGCCGGUACUGAAUUGUGACUAUCCCGCCCACCUUCGCGGACAUCAUCUGUCCAGUUCUUUUGUCUCCAGCCCCUCCGAGGGCUUCUACUCGCAGCACGAGCCCAUCAACCCUCGCUACCCCGCCUACUCCGCCGACCGCCCCUCGCGCCCGCUCUCCAGCGACCCUCCUCUCGUCUCCGACUACGAUUUUCUCCCCCAGUACGUCCGUCCCGCGCAAUACCGCGGCGCCGCCUUCCCCCGCGGGACGCCCUUCCCCGAGCCCCGCGGGACCCGCUACCCUCCCAGCGUCCACUCCCGCGGGAACUCCCACAACUCGCUCCCGCGGCCGUUCGAGGCUUCGUUCGGCGCGUCCCCCGCGGGGGAGGCGGAGCCGUCGGUGCGGAAACUGCCGUACGCGUGCCGCGAUUAUCGCAGCGGGCACUGUACCCGCGGGGAACGGUGCCGGUUCCUGCACGUGGUGGAGCGGCAGGCGAGCGGGGAACUGACGGUGGCGGAGGGCAGCAGCGACGCCAUCCUGCAGAACAACGUGCAGGUCUGCCGCGACUUUCUCCGCGGGAAUUGCCAGCGCAAACACUGCCGCUUCGUUCACUCCUUCCCCGAAAAUACGCAGUAA